CAGAACAAAAUGGUUGCAGUUUUGGAAUUCGUCGCCAUUUACAAAUCAAAAUUGAAUUCAAGAUGGCGAUACAACGUGAAACCGUUCAAAAGCCAGUGUCUAGAAAUUAUUUAAAGAAUUAAUAUGAGUGUACUUAUUUUGAUAAUAUGAAGGGACUGGUGCGUGUUUAUAAAUUUUAAUGGUUUAUUUGAAGACAUUGAAUAUUUUUUUGCAACAUAACAUAGUGCGGAAGAAUAUUUCUUAUUCCAACAGUACCUCUCUACGUAAACAUUCAUGUGUACAUGGGAGUUGCAUUUAAAUGCUUUUUUGUGGUUGUCAGACAUAAAAAUCAUUUGGAAUGGAAACCAUAGAUGAACCCAUUAAAAAUCUUCUGCAAUCGACGGGGUGGACUGUAGGAGAUCUUCUAGGAAAACUUCAAAAAUAUCAGACGAAGAAUGAGGGGGGAAUUUCUUCGCAAGACAUUCAAAAUUGCAAUUCUGCUAUUGGAAUAACCCACAACAGAAACAACAAUCUUAAUAAUAAUGUAGCUGAAAAUGGAAAUAAAGAAAAAAGCAAUGCGCCGAAGAAAAAUGACUUCAGUACAAGAAAAAAAGGGAAAAUAAACCAAAGAGCAAACAUUAAUAAUGUAACACGAAAUUUUGGCCAUGGUAAAAAAAUAUUAAAAAAUUGCUUUGCAAUACAGAAGUUUAUAUUAGCUAAUAAACAAAAAUAUAAUCUUAAAAGUCGAAUUCUUCGACUACAAAUUACGAAGAUAUUAAGAAAAUACAGAAAAUAUUAUAAAAAACUAAAAAGGAAACCAACGAGAAAUGUAAUUCUUUUAAAGCCUGUAGAAAAACCUCGAAAAGAUAUUCGUGACAAAAUUAAAGAGCAGUUAGAAUUACUUAGAAAUAAAAAGAAAGAACCUUUGUCAUUACCAAAACCUAUUUUCAGCAACGUACCUUCGCACAUUAAAAAGAGGCCCUCUCUAAAAAUAAGCGAAUUUCUCUUAGAAAAAUUUUGUGACAACAGUAAUGAUUCUAAUGAAAUUAAUUACUUUAAUGCAAAUUCAUCGGCAACCAAAAAGCGUAGACCUUCUUUCGAAGCGAAUAGUAGUAGAAAAAAUUCUGUCUCAGAAAAUUCGGAUGACUCAAGAUUAGUUACCUCUGAACUAUUUGAGUCGACCUCAAACGAUUUUAUUAUAACGAAUGUCAUGGGAGGGUACAAAUCUCCCGAGGAAGAGUUUCCUGAUUUGAACUCUCCAGAAAGUAAAAAUAAUUCAGAAGAAAAAGCGGAAGAUGUUAAAGUUUACCCUUUUAUUAAUAUCGAUAAUAACAAUGACAGUGAUAAACCGGAACAAGAUUUAACAUUGGUCAAUGGACGACUUAAGCAAGAGCCUAUUUGGCCAACUAAAACUAAAGACGUUACCAAAAUAAAAGGAUGGCAGAAGAAGAAAUUUGUUCUACCCGAAACCGUUAACGAAUCAGAAUCGAAGAAUUACGAAGUUGUCUAUACAACGUCACCCAUUCCUAGCACUAGCUUAAAUCGAAAAACGUAUGUGCAAUCAAAAACGGAAGUGACUGGUAAUAAAACUAAUGAAAGUUCAGAAUUAAUACAAUGUGAUAGCAAAUCAGUAUUUAUUAGUGAUUCCUUGGACCAGUACUUGAAUAAAAAUGCAAAACUUAACAUUAGCUAUGAAGUACCAAAAUUGAUUGCCGAGGAAGCUGUUACUCAACCGUCACUAGUUAUGCCUCUGGGUUACUCGAAAAUGGCCAAAACAGGGAUGGCAAUUAAAGUCAAAAGCGACAUUUACAAACCUAAAACACUAGCCGAAAAAAGAAAAAUCAUGUCCGGAGAACUGGAGCCAAUACUACGAGAAAGAAGAAAACAAUCUGAAGAAUUAGAAAUGAAAUUGUUUGAUGUACAAAAAGUUGUAAAGAAUGUUUCACAACCGCCAAGAGUAAUAUACAAUGAAUGUCCUGUGAUUUUAACUACCACUGAUCCUUUUACCAAAUCGCAAUUUAAACGUGCGAAAAAUAAGAAGGAUUUUUACCGAACUUUUAUAUAUAAUAGAAAAAGAUUAAAGGUUGUUAGCACAAGCGAACAGAAGGUGGUUGGAAGGAUUUUUGACAAUUUUAUGAUAAAUCCACCGAAGCAGUACAUUUCAAUGGAAGAAAAAAAUCGCGUAAUACAGAAUACUAAACCAUCAUUGCUUCGAUGCUUGGAGGAGAAUAAAAUAGACAAUGUUACGUACAAACCCGGUCCUCUCUGUCAUAAAAUUAAACUUCAAAAAAAUCUACAAAGCCAAUGGAAAACUUUUAUUGUAAAAUUACCUCAAAUAUUUGUGGAAAUAGAACCUCGGUUUAGAAAACCUGUUCAAACCCGUGUGCGCGAGUUAAUUAAAAAUAAUGAUGUAAUUUUAGACAAGGAUAGAGUAGAUUUUGCUCUGUCAGCUCUUAAAGGAGCAGAACCCAUAAAUCGUGCUAUAAAAUUUCCACUUUCGUACGCAAACAAUCAGAAAUGCUUGAUGCUACGUCGAAAAAUACCCAUCGAACAAGAUGACAAAGAAAUGUUCGUUCCAAUAGCCCCUCUAACUGACGAACAGCAGACCACAGAAGAGAUAAUUAAAAAUGUUGUAGAUCGUAUGUUAGAUUACGUUGAUACCAAGGAAGUAGAACAAGCCAUUUUGAAAGACGAUCCUGAUUUAAAAGGUACAUUAGAAAGAGAGGGAAUUACACCACCUUCUCCUAUUGGUACAAACAUUAGUACCAUUAUAAAGAAACCAAGUUACGGCAGAAAAAAAUCAAGAACAGCUCUAGAACUAAAGCGUCUAAAUGUUAAAAUAAUUGAAGUUGAUGUAGAAGACCCAGAAAACAAUGCCACAUGUGAAAAGGAAUAUUGUAAAAUGGGUUGUGUUUGCACCAGUCUCCAAUGUAAUCCCUCCUCUCUAGUCCAAGAACACUGCGGCAUGGAAAAGUGCAUGUUAAGUUGUGCAUGUAAAUCUAAAAGAAACAAUAAAGAAAAUAAAUUAACUUUACCAGUUGGUACAAAUAUUCUCUCAGCCCAUGUUGUCAAUCAUCUGCAGGAUGUAGCAAAAAAAGAUUUGGCAAAAGUCGAAAAGGAAUUUACUCAGACUGUAAUUAAAGCUAAUAAUCAAACUAUAGUUGUGGGUACUGAUCCUAAAGAAAGGCUGAGACGAGUAACUAAAGUUCCAAAACGUUAUAACGAUUUCGUUCACAAGGAAGUUAUUCCAGGAAUCGUGGAACGAAUUUCAGAUGUUAAAGAAAAGCCACAGUGUAUACUUAAAGAUGUAAUUGUUAAUUUGAAGAGGUACAAAUUCGAUAUUAUUCCUUUUUGCCUGGUUCAUGAGCAAUACAAUUGUAAAUGUUCGUGCAAAUCUGUGUUUUCAGAUAUGCCACAAAUAGUAUUAAGAUCACCUAAUAAGGACACAACAAAUGAAUUUGAACAAUUUAAAAAGGAAGAUAGCGAUGAUGAAACGAUUGACGUUUGUAAGUCCAAUUAUAGAAGUGAAGAUCUAAUAAAGAAUAGUUGUAGUCGUACAAAAGGGUUAGCAACCGAUUAUUAUUUAGAAAGAAAUAAAUCGUCAUGUCAUUUAAGAAAAAUUCAACGAUCUACGAGGAAGCUCUAUAUAGCGCGAAAUAAACAUUAUUUCGAAAAAGGUGAAAAUAUGAAACUAGCAGACAAAGUGUCGCCUACUAGAAAAAAUAAACGUAAACAAAUUUUUACUGAGUUAAGGGAUUUUGACGAAAGCGAAAAAAGAUCAAAAUUGAACGAAAGUGUUCCAAUUAACAGUUUCAAUGCCACUACCAGUAAUAACGUAAACAGCAUUCCCACCGUGAACAAUGAAUCUCAACAGAAUUUAUCAAUAGGACCAAAACCAAUCGAGCACGAUUUACUACAAGAUUUGCGAACCAAUAAAGCAGAUUUAGGGAAAAAUCUGUGUUUAAUGUCGUGGAAAACACUUCGUGUUAAAUUCAAUAACAAUACAUUGUUUGUAUGGCAAUCAUAUUCCAAUUAUGAUCCUGAAAUCUUGAUAACUUCUCGACAAAUUGCUCCAGCUUUGGGAUUUAUGAAUAUAAAAGUUCUUACAAAAAUAUCAAAACAAUUUAUUAAUACUAAUCAUAUCGUACGUUGGCUGACAACUGGCCUUCCGUUUGAAAAGAUGGAAGAAAAUCUGCUAGUUAUACUUUCCAUGGGCGAAAAAUCAUGUAAAAUUUGCGGAGUUUGCGAAAAACUUGAAAAUUCUAAUAAGUAUAGAUUGAUAGAAACAAAUUCCAAAGAAAUGUUUAAUGUUUCUACAGGACGACCUAAUCCUCUUCAAAUUGAUUUGACAGCUGACGAAGUAACUUCUAAUAGUACUAAUACUACUGGUGCUGCUACUAGUACUACUGCAGCUACUACGACUUCUACUAAUAUUGAAAAAAGGAAAGACAUCCAGGAGAACCGUAAAAGGGUAUUAUUCUUUUCACGUCACAAAUAUGAAAAAUUACAUCUGAUUUCUGAGAGUCAAAUAAAUCUUCACAAAGACCAACAGAACCCUGUAAACGCUAAUCUACCUUACAUCGAGGGAGGUUGUAGAUGGAGACUAAUUGAACUUGAAAAUCCCUUUACGUAUCUUUACUUUGUAAGAAGUAAUUAUAGUAUACGAUACGUGGAUCUUCUUAAAGCACCUAGCAUGGUUAGCGACAACAAUGUAACGAUUAAUUUAAAAUCAACUGAAAUGAGAAAGAAUUACAUUCAUCCCAGAUUUGGAAUUUUUUGUAUGCCUAGAUCUAGUAAAGAAGUUUUUGUAGGUCCCUACGGUUACAAAGAAGAUCAUGAUCUCGAAAUAUUAACGUAUAUGAAUAAAGUAUUAGUAAAUACGGAUCUUUACAAUCAGAUUAAAGGUGGCGGUGGGCUUAAAAAUGGAGCCUGGUAUUAUCAGGCUGAAGAUCCUUAUGGAAGUAAUGAUGAAGAUAACGACGACGUUCAAAUCGUCCAGGAACAGCCUACAUGUAUAGAUUUAACUGGGGAAGAUAUUCCUUCCGAUACGAAUAGUAGCGAAAAUAAUGAAGAAAAACAUGAAGAAGAUAACAUAAAAAAAAGUGAAGAGGAAUUUAAUACAAAAAUUAAAGAAGAAGACAGUGAGGAAAAUGAAAAUAAAAAUGAGAAAAAUAAAGAACAGUGCAACAAAGAAAAAGAUGAAUCGAAGAAUGUCGAUGACAAAAUUAACUGUGUUUCAAAAUCAAUAAAGAAAGUUAAAUUACCUUCGUUAUCUGAAAAAGAUUCCGAACUUGCAAAAAUUAUGGAAUUUUUAGAUGAGUGGGAGAAAUAUCCAUCAAAUAGGGCACUUAUUGUGCCUAAUGUGAAAGAUUUGGGAUGCAUUAAAGUUUUGCGUUGUCCCAUGAGCCAAACUUUCAAAGUGUUUUGUCCAUUUUCAAACACCAUUCGCACAUAUUCUAAAUUAAGUGGGGCAGUUCGACUGUUUGAAAAGGAACUUAAUGAAGUACUAACUCCUGUGCCAGCUAAUUUUAUUCUGAAAUGUACUGUCACUUAUCCCAAGGAAGGAGAAUCAAUUGUACAAAUUGAUCGAAAUGUACUGCAAGGAGAUCAUAUAAUCGGGGAGUUUGGCGUAAAACACAUUAAAGAAGCGCCUUUACUUUAUAUUGACCAGUUUGCUGAACAUGAAGAAGAAAUGGGCACCACCAAUGUAAGAGAGACCAAAGAAGCAUUUGACCAAUAUAAAAAAUUUGCGUAUGAUCUUUUGAAAAUUCCAACAAUUCAGAAAUGCAAAGAUUCUGCUUCAAUUAUUCGAUUGGCAAUCAGAGAAAUUCUGGAGCUUCAGUUAAUGGAAAAAAGAUAUAAGAACGAGAGAGUAGUACACGAACUAAAGAAAGCUGAAUUGAUGUCAAAAUAUGCCAAUUUGGUAAAGAAGAAUGCAAAUGGUGAUUUAAAAGAUCCAUUAGGAUCCUUACCUCUUGAUACAGAAAUAAAAGAAUCUCCACUUAAAGAAAGCUCGCUACAGCCCACAACAGUAAAUAAUGAUGAUACUGUUAAGCCAUUUAUUAAUUUAACAGAAAGCAGUAACGAAUUGGAAAAUACGUUAUUAGACACUUCUCCCGAAAAAACGAAUAAUAUUGUGGGAAAGAAAUUGAAAUUAAUUUCUAGGAAGAACUCCAUAGCUGGUCCUUCCGCAAUAUUCAAAAGAUUCUCCAGUAGUCCUGACAAAAGUUCUUCUGAAAGCGAUCGGGGCGUUGUACUUCCGGUUAAGGCAUAUCUGAAAUCAUCGUCUUGGACGAAGGAAGUUUGUCUUAUGCCACCAAGAUCAAAAAGACUAAGAGAGAGAUUACAAAAGAAGGCUGAAGAAGAAAGUAAAGCAAGUAAAAUGAUUACAGUAAUUGAGCCAAAAAAAGCUAACAAAAGCCUUCGAGCUUGGAGAAAAGGUUCCGGAAAGAAUUCCGGUAAACAAACGAAUAAUGUUAUUAUUUCGGUACAGCCGACGCUUACUUCCUCAAGUUCUGUUCCUUCAAAUGUGACCAGACUUCAGUAUUCAACUACGGAAAUGAAGUUAUCGGCGACUAAUACUUUGAGCAGCACAACAGCAAGUGUUGGCAGUGGAGAUUCUUCUAAACUUAGAUUUAUAAAAAUUGCUCCUAAUAAUGCAGAAGUGAAAGUGCCCAUUCAAUUUGUAAAUAGUUCGGAUUCUAAAGUGAUACCGGUAAAGUUACAUUUCCCAAGUACUUCAAUUUUGAAGACUUCACUUCAGAAUCGUCCUAAGCCAAGCCAGAAUGUCUCAAAGAACUAACCGACUGAUUGAUUGAUGAGGUGAGUUUUGAUUAUACUUCAUGCAUAGUGUGAUAUUACCUAAUAACGUUAUUAUUGUUCAUGGUUUUUGUUACUACUUACUAGCAUUCCUUUGCUAAGUAUUAAAUAUAUCUAAUUGUACAUAAUUAAGUCGUUCCUUAAUUGGAAAUUAGUUAAUUGUUUUGUAUCAAGUAUUCCUUUCAUGUACAUGAACCAAUUUUAUUGCCAUCUGAAUAUCAAUAUUAUGGCGCAAUUAUUAAUUCAAGUAUCAAAGGCACAAUUUAAAAGUUGUACAGAAAUGGUAAGGCAAUGUGUAUAUCAUGUGUCGUCCUCCUUCGAAUUAUAAAGAAACCAGCCAAACAUUUAAAUUUAGAAUGUAUAAAUGUAAAGUAAUCGAUUUCAAACUCUACCUCACUCGGUGUAGUGAAAAAAUAAAAGCCUCUCUCCUUGUAAACAUGAAAGAAAAUUAUUUGCUUGUUGAAGUAGGUGUGGGAUACGCCAAUUUUAAAUUAACUAAAAAUUUUUGGAAUAAUCAAUUGUGACAUACGAAUAAACGAAUAACGAAGUCUUCCCUCAUGGUA
Messenger RNA from Agrilus planipennis (emerald ash borer), 7361 nucleotides. RefSeq lists its product as uncharacterized. The transcript is spliced from 5 exons. Bases 338 to 6781 code for a protein of 2147 amino acids. The record is from RefSeq and is a predicted model, not a curated record. Lineage: Eukaryota; Metazoa; Arthropoda; Insecta; Coleoptera; Buprestidae.